AUGAUACAUUACGCAAUAUAUGAUUGUUUUGCAGCAACGUAUUUCAUUCGACUUGUUACAUUAUAUUGGACAUUUCAACAGGUAACAAAAAUUCAUAUUCUUGAUUCAUUUCAGGCAUUACCAUCAUCAUCACGAGCGAAUAACAACCCAAGAAAUACAAAUAUUAAUCAACAAAUAAUUAAGAAUAUUAAUGAUGAUAUUGAAUUAAUCUCCGAUGAUGAUGAUGAUGAAAUAACAGUUAAUCAAUGUAUUAAAAUUACUAUUAAUAAUGAUAUGUUAUAUGAAGAAAUAUCAAAUGAUGAUAAUGAAUUAAAUAAAGCAUUACUACCAAAUAAUAAUGAAUCAUUAUAUGAAGCAAUAUUAGAUGAUGAUAAUGAACCAAAUCCAGCAUUACCACCAAAUGAUAAUGUUUUAUGUGUCAACAACCAUGAUAUGGUUGAUGAUGUCAGUGAUUAUGAACAACAACAACAACAACAAUCUUUAACCAAGAAACGUCAAUUACAUAGUCGAACACGAUCAGCUGAAGCUCGAAAACGACGAAAUCGAAAAAGAAAUCUUUAUUUCCGAAUGCAACAUUAUAGAUAUUUUAUCACUCGUUCAUUCUACUACAGAUUUACAAUGAAAUUAGUUCGACAUAUUCCUGCUGAAUACAAUAUUUAUUAUAUUCAUGUCAAAUCAGUUGAUGAUUUAUUACUUAUUGGUGUAAAAGACAAUAAUUGA
Rotaria sordida is the source of this 720-nucleotide messenger RNA. The record is from the annotation of a GenBank genome assembly. Lineage: Eukaryota; Metazoa; Rotifera; Eurotatoria; Philodinida; Philodinidae.